AUGGGCCAAUCGAGUUCCCGUAUCCCUGAGCACGAGCUCGAGCAGCUCAGCAUCGAGAGUGGAUUGUCUCGAAAAGGCAUCAUAACUCUUUACAAUCGAUUCAUUUCGUUGGCGACUCAUCGCGAUAAGACCACAAAUGAAUAUUUUCUGACAAAGGAUGAUUUCCGGUCAAUCACUGAGUUGAAACAGAAUCCGCUUGGCGAGCGCAUUAUCGACGCAUUUUUCGCCGACGCUGAAGUCGUCGAGAGAAAACGCGUGUAUUUCCGCGAUUUCGUCAAAGUUCUCAGCCACUUCCGUCCGAUCAACAAAAACAAACCGCAUCCGUGGAAUAGUCGCGAAUCGAAACUUCGAUUCGCGUUUACCAUGUACGACCUCAACAAAAGCGGAACAAUCACGAAGGACGAGUUUCAAGACAUUUUGCAAAUGAUGAUGGGACAGAACGUGCCAAUUGAGCAGGUCAUGUCGAUUGCCGACCGUACGAUGCGCGAGGCUGACAAUGACAACGACGGAUACAUCACCUUCGAGGAAUUCUGCAAGGUGAUGGAGAAGACUGAUAUUGAGCAGAAAAUGUCGUUCCGAUUCCUCACAUAA
This is a messenger RNA of Caenorhabditis bovis, 591 nucleotides long. NCBI's taxonomy places the organism in Eukaryota, Metazoa, Nematoda, Chromadorea, Rhabditida, Rhabditidae. The record is from the annotation of a GenBank genome assembly.